Molecule: messenger RNA, 1755 nt
Organism: Malassezia vespertilionis
Lineage: Eukaryota; Fungi; Basidiomycota; Malasseziomycetes; Malasseziales; Malasseziaceae
Exons: 1
Coding region: 1-1755 (584 amino acids)
Source: RefSeq, a predicted model, not a curated record
AUGUCGACACGGAUCGCGCCUACAGACCAACACGAAGGCGUGCCCAGCACACCUGAAGGUCGCCAUCCAGCUUCGAAUAAACGGAAAGGAAAGGGUGCAGGGGGCACGCCAGUUGUAGCGCAGCAUUCUGCGGAGGGCAAGCGUAGAAAAAUACGGUCAACUGCGCAUGGCGACGCAAGCUUUGCUGCUCAGGGUGUGCACGCGAACGAUGUCAAUGGGCCAAUGUGGCAGACAAUAGUCGCUUUCCGUACCUCGCUUGGCAAAGGCUUUAACCGCGUGCUUGACGGCGGGUUCACAUUAGCCAACGCUCGGCGCAUGGUCGGGGAAAAGUAUGAGCUUGCGGCUGGGACGAACAUACACCUCUCUUACGAGGCCGCAGAUGGGACGCGGAUUGAUCUGGAAGACAAUGAGGAUUUUCGUGCGUUUCACGUCCAUGCCUCGCGCGAAUCUACCGCAACCAUAUUUGUAGAUGCACAGGCGAGCAGCGUCGGCUCAGCGCCUGAUGCAGCUGAGGGCGUUCCUUCCAAAAACCGCGGCCGUCGCGGGCGUGGCGUUUCAAAGCAUAUGGAGGCUGCACCUGAACCAGUGGACCCGCCUAUUGAGGAAAUUCCAGUGGAGUCCACAUCGUCUGGGCCUCAGAAAAACGCAAAAAAAACCAAGAAGCAUACCGAGCCGACGAGGGAGCCGGAACCAGAAUCGGCACCUCAAGAGACAACUACUGCUUUACAGCCGAGCACCGAUCAGGAUGAUGAUGAUGCGCCGCUCUCUUCGCAAACUGCACACACAGAGUCACAGCAUGAAAAAGCAAAACGCCCACGCCGCACCAAGGCAGAAAUGGAAGCGUUCCGUGCGGAAAAGUCUACCAAGAAGGCCGAGAAAGCGUCUGAGCGUGCAAACAAGGUGAAUGGCACGGUCACUACCCCGGUUGCCGAGGCGGAAGCCGAUACGACUGCCGCGAUAGGCGACGAGACCACCAUUGCGCAUGACUCUCGCAAUGAAGAACACGUUGCUGCGGCGUCCACAGCCGUGCAGGCGCUGAUCGCACAAGGCAAAGAAGCAAUUGAUGAGCGCCUGAACGAGCUCAAGGGGAAGAAACAGCGCAAGAAUGCGACAGAACGCGAGGAGCAAAAGAUGCUGGUACGGAUCAUCAAAGGCACGCCGAGUGCCCCACCGAGCGAGGUGGAUGUAUUUUCACGUAAGUUCACAGCACAUUCAAAGAAUGCAUGCUCACCCAUGGCCGAUGAAAGGAAUCUAGAUAAACGCUCACUCACACAACCUGCGCACGACGCCAGCACCUCGGCAGCAGACGCGUCUGCGAGCGAUGACAGCCGCGAGUACUUUUCUCAACCCGAAUCUCACGCGGGCAUAUACAACCAGGUCCAAGGCCCUGCACCGCGGCCGAUGGAAAGCACGCCGCAACGCAUGCGCGAUUCGAGCGCCGAUUCGCGCCGGUCCAUGUCCGGUGCAUUUGCCAAGCUCUCUGAGCUGCGUCCCUCUGCUUUGCGCCGUACUUUUUCGCAGCAAGAUAACGCCGCAGGGUCCACAAGUGCUGCUGAAGUGAGUGCGGAUAUUGGCGUUCGAGACGACGCGUCUGAUGAUGAGGACGAGUCGAGCGAGACGGAGACAUCCUCCUCAGAUGACGACGCGUCUGCGUCCGUACCGCUGACCAAAAUGGCUGGUGCUGGUGCAAAGGCUUCUGCAGCGGGUGCAUCGCGCGAGAAACUGAAGCGUUCAUUCUUUUCAGCAUUGAGCUAG